This is a messenger RNA of Betta splendens (Siamese fighting fish), 697 nucleotides long. RefSeq names its product amine sulfotransferase-like. Bases 29 to 697 code for a protein of 222 amino acids. The transcript is spliced from 5 exons. Gene Ontology annotation, molecular function: sulfotransferase activity. Gene Ontology annotation, cellular component: cytoplasm. The record is from RefSeq and is a predicted model, not a curated record. Gene Ontology annotation, biological process: sulfation. NCBI's taxonomy places the organism in Eukaryota, Metazoa, Chordata, Actinopteri, Anabantiformes, Osphronemidae.
UCAGCAGAUCAUCAUCUCCAUCUGUGAGAUGAGUGGGGGUCUGAAUGAAUAUCCCAACAACUUGGAGCCGAUACCGUGGCUGGAGUACACGGAGGGUCGCCCAGACUACACUUUACGUCCUUCUCCAAGACUUUUCGCCUCUCACCUCAGCACGGUUCUCAUGCCUCCAGGGCUGAAGGACAAGAAGGCAAAGAUCAUCUAUGUGAUGCGUAAGCCUAAGGACAACGCUGUCUCUUAUUACCACUUCAGCAAAACCUUUUCAGGCCUGGAGCUUCCGAAGAGCUUUGAGGCCUUUUUGGAGCAGUACCUGAGUGGCAAUGUUGCAGGAUCUUCAUGGUUCUAUCACGUCAAGGACUGGCAUUCAAAGAAAGACCAGUACAACAUCCUCUUCCUGACAUAUGAGGACAUGAUCUUGGACCUGAAGGCAGCUGUAACCAAGAUCUGCGGCUUCUUGGGGAAGAACCUCAGUGAAGAAGCCAUUGAGCAAGUCGUAGAAAAAUGCACCUUCAAGACAAUGAAGAAAGAUCCAAAAGCCAACUACAAGUUUCUGCCACAAGUGAAGAUGAGUGGCGAUUUCAUGCGUCAAGGUCAGAUCGGUGACUGGAAGAACAUGCUCUCUGCUGCUCAGAGUGAGAGGGUUGAUCAAAUACUGCAGCAGAAACUUGGUGACCAAUCACUGAAGCUCAUCUGGGAAUAG